CCGUCUACUCUACAGAUACAAACGACUUCACAAACCGUCUCCAAAGGGAAUAGAAACAGCUAGAAAAAUGGCAUCCCUCAAGAUUUCGGUCGCCCUCCUUCUCGCCCUCGUCGCAGUCGUCUCAUCGUUCCCUACCCCAGGCGGAUACGGAAAACACACUCACUACGUGAUUCAUGUGCCAUACCACGUGCACACCGUGCACCACCAUCACAAGGUUCCAGUCUACGUCAAGACGCACACCCACACCCAUACCCAUACCGGCAGCUAUGGAGGACACUAUUACCAUGACGACCACGACGACCACGGCUGGCACGGAUGGGACUGAGUUACUUGGGCGAACUUAUAAAACCAAGAGCAGAAUUUUAAAAACAUCCUGUAUCAUAAAAAAAUGGUGCAGCUGUAAAUACCCAUCAAUCAUCACCACUCAUCUCAGUUACCUCGUAUAUUCUAGUACAAAAUAUAGUCGUUAAAGUAUUUGUCAAUCAAAUGUUAAUAAGUGACUGAUUCAUCGUCAAUAAAUUAAAUUUUUUUA
Cimex lectularius (bed bug) is the source of this 532-nucleotide messenger RNA. RefSeq lists its product as uncharacterized. NCBI's taxonomy places the organism in Eukaryota, Metazoa, Arthropoda, Insecta, Hemiptera, Cimicidae. Bases 68 to 325 code for a protein of 85 amino acids. The transcript has 3 exons. The record is from RefSeq and is a predicted model, not a curated record.